UUCACAAUGGCUCCAUUGACUAGCAGAAUUCCAGCUGCUCUUCGCAGCGCAUGCAGACAUUACCCCGCUUCGAGGACGGGACCGAGUAUUAGAGCGAGAGUGGGGUACCAACAUGUCAGGGGUUUUGCCAAUUCGCCGCGAUGGCAGGUCAGGACCAAAGAGAUGAGUGACGAUAUGCUGCGAGAUCUCAAGGUCAACCAGGCAAGGCUGAUGGACGACAUACAUCAUACCUGCCAAUGGGGCAUAGGCGAACGGUGGGGAGAAAAGCCGACAGAAACAGGAAUGGCCCGGCUUGCACUCUCUGAUGCUGACAAGGCUGCACGUGACUGGUUCAUCCAGACUACAAAAGAGCUGGGCUGCGAAGUCACCGUGGAUGAGAUGGGAAACACAUUCGCCGUUAGACCGGGACUGAGAAAUGAUAAGCCACCGACGUUUGUUGGGAGCCAUCUCGAUACCCAGCCCACUGGCGGUCGAUAUGACGGUAUUCUCGGUGUCACUGCAGGCGUCGAGAUGUUGAGGGUCUUGGCUGAAAAUUGGACCGAGACAGAGUAUCCUGUCGGUGUUGUGAACUGGACGAAUGAAGAAGGCGCCCGGUUUCCCAUGUCCAUGGUGUCCAGCGGUGUGUGGGCAGAAUCUAUACCAUUAGAGACUGCGCACAACCUGCGUGAAAUCCACCCAGGAAAGGCGACCAUGAAAUCUGAACUUGAGCGGAUCGGCUACCUGGGAAGUACACCGGCGAGCUACAAGGCGACACCAAUGGCAGCGCAUUUCGAGCUACACAUCGAACAAGGCCCGUUACUGGAAAUGGCGAACAAGAAAGUCGGCGUCGUCACGUCGGUCCAGGCAUACAAGUGGUUCACGAUCAAAGUCAAGGGUCGAGACACGCACACCGGAACCACUGAUCUCAAGUCGCGAGCGGACGCUCUGCUGACAUCAAGCAAGAUGAUACUACACUCUCAUCGCCUCGCCACUGCAAAUUCCGCACUAGCAUCGACAGGCAUAUUGAACUUGAAGCCUGGCUCCACAAACACAGUUCCAGGAGAAGUUACUUUUAGUCUGGAUAUCCGCGCACAAAAAGACGAAACGGUUCAGAAGCUCAAGGAGAUGAUCCUUCGCGACUUCCCCAAGAUCGCUGCAGGCGAAGACGUAGAAGGCUCCAACUACGGUUGCACAGCAGGCCUGCCCCUUACCGUGGAGAUUGUAGAGGACUUUGACAGCCCGGCAACAAAAUUCCAUGUGGAUUGUGUUACUGCUGUCAGCCAAUCUGCACGCAGCAUUGUUGGCCCUAACCUCGCCAUGGAAAUGACAUCUGGUGCUGGCCAUGAUAGCGUAUAUACGAGCAAACGCUGCCCUACGAGCAUGAUUUUCGUGCCAUGUCGAGAAGGUGUUAGUCAUAACCCACGCGAAUUCUGCAAAGAAGAGGAUUGCGCUCUGGGCACGCAGGUUCUGUUACAAAGUGUCAUUAGAUUCGACCGAAUGAGAGAUGAGAGGAGGGUAUCUUGGAAGCAAGAGCCAUACACUUUGUAACGAUCAAAUGUGGGCUACAAGGUAGGGUUUGCCAGGUAUGGGAACUAGAUUGUACUAUAGGCUUAGAUUGGUCAUCUCUAUUCUGGUAAUCGCCAUAUAUUUAUUUGUAAUCAC
Messenger RNA from Exserohilum turcica Et28A, 1641 nucleotides. RefSeq lists its product as uncharacterized. NCBI's taxonomy places the organism in Eukaryota, Fungi, Ascomycota, Dothideomycetes, Pleosporales, Pleosporaceae. The transcript has 2 exons. The record is from RefSeq and is a predicted model, not a curated record. Gene Ontology annotation, molecular function: hydrolase activity, acting on carbon-nitrogen (but not peptide) bonds, in linear amidines. The coding region runs from base 7 to 1527 and encodes 506 amino acids.